UUUCAGACAGCCUCCACAUAGCUUAGAACAUUGCAAGUAAGAUCUUUUAUGAUCACCCAAUUUGAGAGAGGUAACUGGGAAAGGCAGGUCCCUCUUACAGAUCAAACCUACAGUGUACCAGGCAAGAGGAGGGCAAAGGAAGAAGAAUAGAAGAGAGUCUGCUUAGACAGAGGAGCAACAGGCAAUGGAUCCCAAGGGUUGGUGUGAGAAACUAAAUGAUGGCCACGUGAUUCCCGUACUGGGAUUUGGCACCUAUGCACCAGAAGAGGUUCCUAAGAGCAGAACUGUGGAGGUCACCAAACUAGCUAUAGAUGCUGGGUUCCGCCAUAUUGAUUCUGCUUAUUCAUACAAUAAUGAAAAGGAGGUUGGACAGGCCAUCCGAAGCAAAAUUGAAGAUGGCACUGUGAAGAGAGAAGACAUAUUCUACACUUCAAAGCUUUGGCUGACCUUCCUUCAACCCGAGUUGGUCCGGCCAGCGUUGGAAAAAUCUCUGACAAAUCUUCAGCUGGACUAUGUUGACCUCUAUAUCAUUCAUUUUCCAAUAGCGCUGAAGCCAGGGGAAGAACUUUUUCCAGAAGAUGAACAUGGAAAAUUAAUAUUUGACACAGUGGAUCUCUGUGCCACAUGGGAGGCCAUGGAGAAGUGUAAGGAUGCAGGAUUGGCCAAGUCCAUUGGGGUGUCCAACUUUAACCGUAGGCAGCUGGAGAUGAUCCUGAACAAGCCAGGGCUCAAGUACAAGCCUGUCUGCAACCAGGUGGAAUGUCAUCCUUAUCUCAACCAGAGCAAACUGCUGGAUUUCUGCAAGUCAAAAGAUAUUGUCCUAGUUGCCUACGGUGCUUUGGGGACUCAACGUCUAAAAAGAUGGCUUGCCCCAAACUCCCCAGUCCUCUUGGAGGAUCCAGUCCUUUGUGCCAUGGCAAAAAAGUACAAGCGAACUCCAGCACUGAUUGCCCUUCGCUACCUGCUACAGCGUGGGGUGGUGGUCCUGGCCAAGAGUUACAAUGAGAAGCGGAUCAAAGAGAACAUGCAGGUUUUUGAAUUCCAGUUGACUUCAGAGGACAUGAAAGACCUAGAUGGCUUAAACCGAAAUCAUCGAUUUCUUCCUUUACAAAUUGCUGUUGACCACCCGGAGUAUCCAUUUGCUGAUGAAUAUUAACAUGGAAGCCUUUGUCCUGAAUUCUACCAAAAACCCUGAUUGCAGAUAAUGACACAAGAAAGGUCUCAGAUGUUGGUGAUCAGACACAUCUGCAUGGGUUCCAUCCAUGCUGCUUAGCAACUCAUGCUCAGCUAGACUUAAGUCUAUAGGUUAGGAAGGAAAGGUACUGCAUUUUUGUCAUCUUCUGCAAAAAAUUAAAGACUUUUUUUACCUAAAGA
Messenger RNA from Equus caballus (horse), 1374 nucleotides. RefSeq names its product prostaglandin F synthase (gene PGFS). The record is from RefSeq and is marked provisional. Lineage: Eukaryota; Metazoa; Chordata; Mammalia; Perissodactyla; Equidae. Gene Ontology annotation, biological process: steroid metabolic process. Gene Ontology annotation, cellular component: cytosol. Gene Ontology annotation, molecular function: ketosteroid monooxygenase activity; aldose reductase (NADPH) activity; steroid dehydrogenase activity.